GGCCGAAGGGCUUUGAAGAAGUACGCAUGCGCUAAUCCUCCUGGCUUCUUCGACCCGCGUUUCCGUGGGCGAGAAAGGCGCAGGCCCAGCUCUUCUUCGGGCUUCGAAGCUCCGAGCAUGCGCAUGGAGCUGGGCUCCGACGAGAGCGGGGGAGGGAUCCGAGGCGGGAGUCGCUCUUGUGCGCGCGCGCGCUGCUGUCAAAAGCCUGUCGUGAUGAAGAAUAAUAAAGCUAGUCCGAGGGAGACGCACGGUCGCCGUGGCGCAUGCGCAUCUGGUGCUUCAAGAUGGCGGCGGCCAUGCCUGGCUGUUCUGAGGGGCCGAGUACACCAAGAGGGACCGCCGCGGGCCGCCUCCGCCGCUAACCGCCCGCCGGCCCGGGGGCGCCUGGCCUGGAGGCGAGGCGCCCAACCUGCUGGGCGCAGGGGCGGCCGACCCAGCCCAGCAGCCCAACUCCAGCGGAGCCGGGGGUGAAGGGAGCAGCCAGGCGGCGGCAUGGAGGCCGCCGGAGCCGUCGCCCUCGCGGGGGGAGGUGGCGGCGGUGGCAGCAACGUCCCCGCCUUCCUCACCAAGCUCUGGACGCUGGUCGAGGACCCCGACACCGACUCGCUCAUCUGCUGGAGCCCGGGUGGAAACAGCUUCCAUGUCUUUGACCAAGGCCAGUUUGCCAAGGAGGUCCUUCCUAAAUACUUUAAACACAACAACAUGGCCAGCUUUGUACGGCAGCUCAACAUGUAUGGCUUUCGAAAAGUGAUCCACAUUGAGCAGGGUGGCCUAGUGAAGCCGGAGAAGGAUGACACCGAGUUCCAGCACCCCUACUUCAUUCGGGGCCAGGAGCAUCUCCUAGAGAACAUCAAGAGGAAAGUCACCAACGUCUCUGGCAUCAAGAAUGAAGACAUCCGGGUCCGCCAGGACAGCGUGACCAAGCUGUUGACUGAUGUCCAGGUGAUGAAGGGCAAGCAGGAGAGCAUGGACUCCAAGCUGAUUGCCAUGAAGCACCCCUUGAUGUUGAAUGACAGCAGUUCGGCCCACUCCAUGUCCAAGUACAGCCGCCAGUAUUCCCUGGAGCACGUCCACGGCCCGUCCCCUUACUCGGCCUCCUCCCCACCUUACAGUGGCCCAAGCCUGUACUCCCCCGACUCGUCUGCCAACUCCGGCCCCAUCAUCUCGGACGUGACAGAGCUGGCCCAGUCCAGCCCCUCCGCCUCCCCCAGCAGCAGCCUCGGUGGAAGGAGCAGCCCUGUGGUCCACAUCAAAGAGGAGCCCCCCAGCCCCUCUCGAAGCCCCCGGAUCGAGGAGUCCAGCCCUCCUGCCGCGGAGAGCUCCCUCUCUCCUUCCGCCUUCAUCGACUCCAUCUUGCAGGAGGACCAGCCCAGCAGCACCACCACCCCUGGGGCGGCAGCCCCUUCCGCCGGCAGCCCCGACCUGCAGCCCCCGUCCCCAGAAAAGUGCCUCAGCGUCGCCUGCCUCGACAAGUGCGUUUUGGCUCGCCCUCCGCAGAUGUCUGAGGUCACCUGCCUCUUCCCCAGCCCUUCCUCUUCCUCACUGCAUUGCAGACCACAGCAAGGAAAUGAGCUGAACGAGCAUUUGGACACCAUCGACUCCAGCCUGGAGACGCUCCAGACCAUGCUGACCACCCACAGCUUCAGCGUGGACACCAGCGCCCUGCUGGAUCUCUUUAGCCCUUCGCUGACGGUGACGGAUAUGAACUUGCCAGAUCUGGACAGCAGCUUGGCCAGCAUCCAGGAUCUCCUCUCCUCCCAGGAGCAGCAGCAGAAGCCGGCUGAGACGGAGGCCUCCACAGCAGAUGCAGGCAAGCAGCUGGUGCACUACACCGCCCAGCCCCUUUUCCUGGUGGACUCGAGCUCUGUGGACAUGGGCGGUGGCGACGCGCCCAUUUUCUUCGAGCUGGGAGAAGGGUCCUGCUUCGCAGAGGGAGACGAGUACUUGGAGGACCCCACCAUCGCCCUCCUCUCCGGGCCGGAGCACCCUCACCCGAAGGACCCUGCCGUCUCCUAAGGCCACGCUGGGCAGGGGCGAGAGAGAGAGAGAGACCGACCAGACUGGCCGGGGCCUCCCAGCUGCCUCCUUGCUUUGCGCCAAAUGUUGCGACAAUGGCAACGGGCUCCCCGCUGAUGCUGCUGCUGCUGCCGCCGCCACUGCCCGUGGUUCUCCAGCCAUGCCAGGGUUUUGUGGGGUGUGUGUGUGUGUGUGCGUGUGCGCGUUUCACGAGGAGUUCCACCCCCUCCUCCAGAAGGGAGGGCAGCUCUGGGUGGGCACCGUGGCCUUGCGGGUGUGGGCAGGGGGGCCAGGCCCAGGCAGAAGAGGCACGUUCCCUGGCGGGAGAGGGGGGCAGCCCCUGGGGCCAGAUCCUGCAGGCAAGCAGGGGGCGGGGAGGCGAGAGGCACCCGUGUGAGUGGGGCGGGCAGGAGAGCCCCCCGCCUCCUGUGAGGAUGGCCUGGUGGGCCUUUCAGAAGGCAGGAAGCGGCCCCACGGCCUCGGAGUGGAGGGCUGGGUCCCGUUGCUGCGUUGGCCGUCACGCGCACACUCCUGGCUGGCGUGGGGCCCGGGGGGAGAAGCUGCCCACCCCAUUCCCCUCCCCUCCUCCUCCUCCUCUUCAUUGGGGUUUGUUUUUCUUGGCUUAGCGGUAAAGAAUUUGUACAUUUACACUUUGAUUGUUACUAGAAGAAAUUGUAUUUUGGAUUUUUACAUGAGAAAAGAAGCUCCCUUUCCCAUUGCCCCCUCCUCUCUCCUGCUGUGUAAAUAUCUAUCUAUCUAUCUCUAUAUAUACAUAUAUAUAUAUACACACAAAUAUAUAUCCAUAUCCAUCUGAA
Hemicordylus capensis (graceful crag lizard) is the source of this 2831-nucleotide messenger RNA. RefSeq names its product heat shock transcription factor 1 (gene HSF1). The record is from RefSeq and is a predicted model, not a curated record. The transcript is spliced from 12 exons. Gene Ontology annotation, biological process: regulation of DNA-templated transcription. Lineage: Eukaryota; Metazoa; Chordata; Lepidosauria; Squamata; Cordylidae. Bases 493 to 2016 code for a protein of 507 amino acids. Gene Ontology annotation, molecular function: DNA-binding transcription factor activity; sequence-specific DNA binding.